Molecule: messenger RNA, 3456 nt
Organism: Epinephelus lanceolatus (giant grouper)
Lineage: Eukaryota; Metazoa; Chordata; Actinopteri; Perciformes; Serranidae
Source: RefSeq, a predicted model, not a curated record
UAAAAGCAUGACAAAAUUAUGCGUAAGUUUGGUGCGUAUUUCCUGUUGAAAAAUAACUCCAAAAGUCCAAACUUUUUUUUAAUUAUAAAAGCGCACGACACUUGAAUGUGACCAUUGACUUCUCCGAUGCUUACCGCCUGCAGCCGUGCGUGAUUGACUGCCAGCAAUCUGAUCCAGUGAAAGACAUUGACGACCAAUAGGAAGCGGAGUGCGGCUUGUUUCCAUGGGAGGCCCCGGGAGGCGAUGCCAAGCCGCUAGAAAGCAACACAGUGAGCGGGGAGAAGCGCAAGCAGCAGCCGGGACUGUGGAGAUCCUGCAGCCGCUCCGUGGCACUCUGCGCGCGGAUGAAAGCGAGGUCGCUGGGUAAGGUGACCGGACAGGAGACUCUGAGGACUCUGCUCGUCAAUUAAAGCCACAGCGGUGCAGCAUGGAUAGAUUUCACGACCAGCAAGUGCCUUACUGUAACUCCAAAAAGCCGCAAGAAAAGACAACGAGCUGCGAGAGGCCAGCAAAUGACAGAAAGAGAAAAUUCAUUAAGUCCGACCUGGCUUUGGACACUGAAGAGCUCUUCCAGGACCUCAGUCAGCUGCAGGAGACUUGGCUGGCGGAAGCUCAAGUUCCCGACAAUGACGAGCAGUUCGUUCCAGACUUCCAGACUGAAAACUUGGCAAAGAUCAGCAUGAUGACUGCAGUAAACAUUAACAAUAAGAGAGAGCAAGAAAACACAGCUGGUGCCGGUGUAUUGAUCCUGUGGAAAGAGGUGGCUUUCCACGGACUGCAGCUGAAGAUCAAGAGGGAGCUGCACAGCCCGUGUUCAGAGCUGAGCUCCAACUGUAGUCAGGAGCGGCCCUUCAAACUCCAGUAUGGAGAGAAGUGCCCGUACAACGUCAGUGCCUAUGAGCAGAAGCAGCCCGCAGGAAUGAAGCCCUCCAGCCCAGUGACGCCCCCCUGUAGCACCCCUGUGUCCCCCCUUCAUCAUGCCUCACCCACGGCUGCCCCGACGCCCAAACCAGACAGGACCUACGCCCACAUACCGGCCUCACAGCCGCUCCCUGACAACGCCUACUCUAUGGACCACAGAUUUCGACGUCAGCUCUCAGAGCCGUGCCACUCGUUCCCCUCCCCGCCGACGAUGGCUCGGGACGGCCGGCCCAUCUACCACAGGCAGAUGUCGGAGCCCAACAUCCCCUUCCCUCCUCAAGGCUUCAAGCAGGAGUAUGCUGACCCCCUGUUCGAACACCCGGCCAUGAUGGGCGCGCCGCUACCCCACGCAUACCCCGCCACCAUGAUGAUCAAACAGGAGCCUCGGGACUUCACCUACGACUCAGCAGAAGUGCCUAGCUGCCAUUCUGUCUACUUACGGCAAGACGGCUAUCUGGCUCACACUAACAGGACUGAAGGUUGUAUGUUUGACAAAGUGGCGAGGCAUUUCUACGAUGACACCUGCGUGGUGCCUGAAAAGGUUGAAGGUGACAUCAAGCAGGAGUCAGGCCUGUACCGCGAGGGCCCGUCGUACCAGCGCAGAGGCUCGCUGCAGCUCUGGCAGUUCUUGGUUGCUCUGCUGGACGACCCGUCCAACUCCCACUUUAUCGCCUGGACCGGCCGUGGCAUGGAGUUCAAACUCAUCGAGCCAGAGGAGGUGGCACGUCGGUGGGGGAUACAGAAGAAUCGACCGGCGAUGAAUUACGACAAGCUCAGCCGAUCGCUGCGCUACUACUACGAGAAGGGAAUCAUGCAAAAGGUGGCCGGCGAGAGAUACGUCUACAAGUUUGUGUGCGACCCCGAGGCCUUGUUCUCCAUGGCGUUUCCCGACAAUCAGCGGCCGGUGCUGAAGACGGACAUGGAGCGGCAGAUCAACGAGGAGGACACAGUGCCGCUGUCGCACUUUGAUGAAAACAUGGCCUACGUACAGGAGGGGCCCUACUGUCCGCCGCACCCCUACAACGAGGGCUACGUUUAUUAACGUCAGCCACACACACACCUCCACUCUCCCCUCCCCCCCUGCCUCCUCCGUCCAUACACCUGAGACUGUCAUGUCCUCUAAUUCACAGUCGCUCCGGGAGUAAGACUGAACACACACAUGCAGCGGAGCUUCCCUUCUCUCUCUCACAGAAACACACACAUCCUCUUUUUUUUCUGACGUUGAAGCCGCACAGCAGGAUGGAGAGUGCACUUUAUGGACAGGAAGCGCGGUGAUAACCUGCCAGGGGCUGGCUAUGUGGUUGGCUUUGUUUAUGUUUGUACAUUAAUGUGGAAAUCAUUCUGUUUAUUUUUAAUCCUAUGAUUUUGAGCAUGUGGCGCCCUGCAGAGACAGGACUCACCGGCCAACUCGUGGUCACACAAGGACCGAAUCCUCCUGCGAAAGAAACUCGUCUCCACACAAAUCGAAGGAUGAUCACUUCUGCUCGACUAGUUUGUCCUCAAACAGCCAUCCUGUACCUUCAUGCUCAUUUAAAGUGGCAGCGUAUUGUAACGAUGCUUUUAUGGUGAAGUGACAUGAUUAUAGACUUGAAACAGUAAUGUGAUAAUAAGAGACAUUUAGCUACCAUCAGUGAGAACUGCCUCGCCGCCAGUUUGAUCACAACGCCUGUCGUCUGUCGAUGCCCCUCGUCCAAUCAAACUGUAGAUCUCAUCAUGUAGGUGUUUUUGCUGUAAUGACACAAAACCCUGGAUAAUUAACUCAGCAACCUCGUGGGUUAGUAAAGUAAAGACACAAAGAUGCACCUCGAAUUGUACUGAAGAAAAUACGGCCUGUGUUUAGGAUAAUCAAUAAAGCUUCAGGCCGCUGUAAAAUAACUCAUCCACUGUAAACAGACAUUUUUCUUUAUAUUCUGAAACUCAUCAGAGCAGCAGUCGUCCGUUUGUCAUUUUCAAUGAAUAACAGGUGAAAGUGUAUGUACAGUUAAAGUGGACACAGCAACCAGUCAGUCAACACAUUUAGGAUUUUAUUUUCAAACCCAAAUAAAGUAAGAUUUUAUUGGCUUAAUCGUUAAAAAAACGACAAAAUAAAAGUCCAAAACUUCCCUGAUUUCCUUUCUGUUUUGUUCCAGGUGAACGUGAGGUGUACAUUCUGCUUUGCCAUCGAUAGGGUUGCUUUUUUUUUGUUUUAAAAAAAAGUAUAAGAAAUAUUUAGAGUUUUAUAAUGUGAUGAAAAAACAUUCAUGUUAUAACACAAAUAAUGUUCCAUUGUAUAAUCAGGUAAAUGCACAUUUUGUUGCUGCUUCAAAUUGUAAGUGUAUUUUCUAGUUUAAAGAAAAAAAAAGAAGUGCGGCAGUCACCGUCUGCUAUUCUGGAUUUUUUUUCUUCUAUUUGGUUUGUUGUUUUUUGUUUUUCUUUUGUUUUUUUCAAUUUGAGCAUUAAAAAAAUCUGGUCUGAGUUUUGUUUCUCAGUGUUCACGUGUGUGGGAUGGGACCGGCAAUAGCAAAACUUCUGUAAUAAAAUAGCUCUGAAAAUCAA